AUGACAACCACUGAACCCGAGAAUCCUUGCAUCUCGUCCAAACCCGAACUACUCCCUGUUGAACUGAUUGCCAAAAUCAUCAGUUUUGCUGCGGAUGCUCAUCGCUCAAAGGGGGACCGACGCUGCCCAUCGAUAUCCUCGACUCUUACUGCUGGUUCUCUGGUGUCUCACACUUGGAACACCAUCUGCCGCUCGCACAUCUUCCACACGAUUUGCAUAAUCGAUUUCAGCAACCCCGCCGCCCCACUCUCUUUCCUUCACUUCCAAGCUCCCCACCUCAGCGAGUAUAUACGUAAACUUCACUUUGAGUGGGAUCCUUGCUGCACCGCUGCAGAUUGGUUACCAGAGUGUUUCGGGCGGCUGAAGAACUUGUGUGAGUUGCACCUUGAUGCUUGGCUCCCGGAUCGAGUGGCCUUGGCGCCACUUGGAAUCGCCUCUCUGCUUGCCGCCCCUCGCCUUCGCAAGUUGGUUUUACGUGAUUGCCUCUUUGCUACGGAUGCCUCUGAUCUCCUCAGCGUGCUCCCUGCGACCAUCGAGGAACUGAUACUCGAGGAGAUCGAUUUGCGAGAUUUGCGAGAUUCGAGGGUGAACGCACCAUCAAAUAACAGCAAAUGUUUGGCGUAUCUUCGAAGUGUGGACUUGAUAUAUGCGCUCCACCCAAUGUUCCAAUCCAAGGCUUUCAUCGAGUGCCCCAAUCUCGAACGAUUGUGUGUCGAAUAUGAAGAUUCCGAACCUUGGGUAUUGCCGCCAUGGGUCCCCGCCAGUUUAUCAGAACUCGAAGUGCGAGUCGGAUCGGACGGCUGUAUCCCUGACUUCGGUACAACUAUUCAGCCAUCUGCGGUGACAAUCCGUCUAACAGCGGAGUCCGUUGACUCGUACUAUGAACCUUUUACUUGGGUUAAAGAUUGCAUCAACCGCCUCCCGUCUCCCCGUUCCAUACAGGCGCUUACAAUCAACAUUGUGAACCAAAACUACAUGCCAGAAGAUGACUUGUCAGAUGGACUGUAUCCGACACUAUCGGACUACGAAAUGCUUUCUCAUUUCCUACAAAAGCUACGGGUCUGCGAACAUGGAAACCUAAAGAACAUCACCUUGAACGUCACGGUGGAAAUGGAAGCAGGCGCAAUUGUCAAGGGUUUGUCCGAUGUCAAUGAAUCGCGUGCUGCUGAAGGACGAGAGGUGGCGAAUCUGGAGAAGGGGUUUGCUGAGUUGUUGAAAGCAAAUGUGCUCGAUGUGGACUUCACCCUGAAGCGAAUUCUGGAUCAUGAGGACGACCUUUCCGAAACACUCGUGCAUUCCAGCAUACAUACAAGAGGUUUGUGA
Molecule: messenger RNA, 1323 nt
Organism: Pleurotus ostreatus (oyster mushroom)
Lineage: Eukaryota; Fungi; Basidiomycota; Agaricomycetes; Agaricales; Pleurotaceae
Exons: 3
Coding region: 1-1323 (440 amino acids)
Source: RefSeq, a predicted model, not a curated record